CUCAUAGCAAUCGACAGAGCGAGUAAAAUGUCCCAGAGAAGGGAGAGAUAAACCCUAUUGGAUUAGUACAAGACCCUGCCCAUUUCAACCUCUAACCCAACCUAUCUACUCCUUUUCGUUUUUUGUAUUUUUUACCAACGUUAUCAACCCUGCUACUGUGUCUUUCAUGGAGUAGCUGUUUUACCUUGUUUUGGUGUGAUAGUUCGUGUGUGGUGUCCUUUUUCCUCGCGCACAACAAACCAGCAUGACCAGAGAUUAAUUAUUCAAGGACUGCCAGCCAAAGGGAGAGUCACCCGAUAGUACGGACUUACAGUAUUACAACCUGAUAUCAGGUGAACCGGUAGACCCUGCUUCAUCUUCUUUUCUACUUGUUCUCCUCCCUCUCUCCAUUUCAUUUUUGGUGCUACAGUACAUGAAGACUUGAAAGACAGCUUUCACAAACUCAGCUACAAGCGGAACCUUUUUUUUCUUUUUUUUUCUUCCAUUAACAUUUUCUCUUGCUUACCGGUAUUCUUUUUUUGCCAAUGCUUGUCCCUAACAAACAGUUGAGUCUUGGUCGCUCCCACAGUUGGGACACAUUAGGGGGGAGUGAGGGUCAGUGGGACAGGGCUGAGAGUGUCUACGAGCAGCAGGCAAGAGUAGCAGGCCGGCGGAGCUCUCUGUCAUACAGAGAGGGAGGAGGGUGGUACGAGCCUCCGUCAGGAGUGCGUCCCCCUGACCUGGAUUUAAAACGUGACCCGUAUUCCUACCAAGACUCUCUGUACGGACAGGUUUACGCAGAGCGUCAGGACCCACGGGGGUUGAGGAAGGGUUCUGUGCCUGAUCUAAACCACUACGAACGAGCACCCAUGGCUCACCGAGGAUCCAUUCCACAUCAGGAUUACUAUUCCCAUGACCCGGCCAUUACACCUCGGCCACCGGAAGGCUUUUACCGGCCAGAACCCCAGCCUCCGCCACCUCACCCUCAUCCACUCAGUAGGUCAGGUUCUCAUUUUGGGAUGACACCUGGGGCUCGUGCUGUGUGGGAUCAGGGUCAGGGAGGGAGAGUAGGACCUCAAGCCCCUUCAUCACCUCUACCUCCUCCUCCCCAUCCUCCAACAGCUGGCCAACAGCGCGUACCCUCCCGAGAGCCAUCUCCUGCUCACUAUGGUAUGGAGCAGGCAUCUCCUCGGUAUGCCAGUGAGCCUCCACCUCUGACAGGUCAGUCACUCUACACUGAUGUUAAUGGCCGCCCAUUGGAUCCACAGCAGCAGGCUGCCACUUGUCUAGUAGUAGAUCCUGCCAAUCAAAGUGUGAUUAUGAGGCAAGACACUGCCUCACCCUACACCAUCCAACAACAGCAGCAAUUACAACAGCAACAACAAAUACAGCAACAACAACAACAACAAAUACAGCAGCAACAAAUACAACAGCAACAGUUACAGCAACAGCAACUUCAGCAACAACAAAUACAUCAGCAACAACUUCAACAGCAACAAUUACAACAGCAACAAUUACAACAGCAACAGCUUCAACAACAUCAGUUACAACAACAUCAACUUCAGCAAGAACAGCAGCAUCUGCAACAGCCCCUGCCACCUCCCCCAACCAUGCCCAUCUCUGACCCUAACCUUUCUAUGAUGUCUCCACUUCCUGCUCCACCUACCCCAGUGCAGACAGUCGCUCCAGCGGCACCUCCCCUUGUGCAGGCUGCCCAAUGUCCAGUCCCCCCUCCUCCAGUCACUCCACUUCCUGCUCCUCCCCCCCCCACAGCCCCCCAGACGCCAUUGCCUGUGGACCCCAAGAAGACAGUUGAUCCUGAGUUUCUUGCCCUGUUGCGAAAUGAGGGCCUUUCAGAGAGAACAAUCUCCUCACUUAUCCAGCAGGGAUUUGACUCCACUAGCAUGCUGGCUGUUAUGGAGGAAAAUGAUGUCCGCACUGUCGCCCCCAACCUUGGUCAGGCUCGUGUAUUGUCUCGCUUGGUCCACAACUGCAAGCGGCCCGUUGAGGCACCGCCAGCCCCCUCCCAACCUCAGACACCCAUGCGAGGCCGCUCCAAUAGCUUUAGCCAUCGCUCAGACAUCUACCACCAGCAGCAGCACCAUCAUCCAGUGCACCCCCCACAAAGUUUAACUGUGGACCCCCAAAUGAUGCACCCACAGACUCCUGCGACUAUGCAGACCAUCUCCCCAAGGAUGGGAGAAGUAAUGGGUAGGAGGCCCAACAGUGCCCCAUCUCAGCAACUCCUGGAAACCUCUGGAGGCUACCCAGGCCAACCACCUCGCACCCCAGGGCCAUACGCUGGAGCACUUAUGCCUGUUCAAUCAAGACCCAUGUCAGCCUACUCUUCUGGGGGGACAAUGUCAGGGAUGCCCAUGCAUGGUAUGCAGGUCAUGUCACAGCAAAUGACUGGGUCAAUGCCUGCCAUACCAGGGUCUAUGCACUCCAUGCCAGGUAUGCCACAGCAGAUGCCUAUAUCCAUGCCAGCUUUACAACAGCCACCGCAACAGGUACCGAAAGCAUAUUCUACCAAUUACACAGUGCCCAUGGAGCUGAUGAAGAGGGACAGGAACAUAAUGCCACUGUCACCCAUGCACAGCCCUCACCCCAGUCCUCAGAUGAUGCGUAAGGGUGGGGGACCUGCACCAGACAAUGCCCUUGUCCCUAUGGGAGGCCAAGGCCAAGGUGCCCUUGCUGCUAACCAGAAGCUAAGUCGACGCACGGGUCCACCAGUUAUUGUGUCCACGAUGGCAUCUCCAGAUACCAGUAUUCGGCCACAGAUUAUGAAUGGGCCUAUGCACCCACGCCCCCUGGUGGCGCUGCUGGAUGGGCGCGACUGCACUGUGGAGAUGCCCAUCCUUAAAGAUCUGGCCACUGUGGCUUUCUGUGAUGCCCAGUCCACACAAGAAAUACAUGAAAAGGUGCUGAAUGAGGCAGUAGGGGCCAUGAUGUACCACACCAUCACCCUGACCAGAGAGGACUUGGAGAAGUUCAAGGCACUGCGCAUCAUCAUCCGCAUCGGCAGCGGCUACGACAACAUCGACAUCAAGGCUGCCGGCGAUCUUGGCAUUGCGGUGUGUAAUAUCCCCUCAGCGGCUGUAGAAGAGACAGCAGACUCAACACUCUGUCACAUCCUCAACCUGUACCGGCGGAACACCUGGCUGUACCAGGCUCUCCGGGAGGGCACGCGGGUCCAGAGUGUGGAGCAGAUCAGGGAGGUGGCAUCAGGGGCGGCCAGGAUCCGAGGAGAAACACUUGGCCUCAUCGGAUUUGGUCGCUCAGGCCAGGCGGUAGCAAUACGGGCCAAAGCGUUCGGCUUCAACGUGAUCUUCUAUGACCCCUACCUCCAGGACGGCUUGGAGCGCUCGCUGGGCGUUCAGCGAGUCUACACGCUCCAGGACCUGCUCUACCAGAGCGACUGCGUUUCCCUACACUGCAACCUGAACGAACACAACC
This is a messenger RNA of Etheostoma spectabile (orangethroat darter), 3435 nucleotides long. Its product is annotated as histone-lysine N-methyltransferase 2D. Gene Ontology annotation, cellular component: nucleus. Gene Ontology annotation, molecular function: oxidoreductase activity, acting on the CH-OH group of donors, NAD or NADP as acceptor; DNA-binding transcription factor binding; transcription coregulator binding. Gene Ontology annotation, biological process: regulation of transcription by RNA polymerase II. The record is from RefSeq and is a predicted model, not a curated record. Lineage: Eukaryota; Metazoa; Chordata; Actinopteri; Perciformes; Percidae.